This is a messenger RNA of Leptopilina heterotoma, 456 nucleotides long. Its product is annotated as glycine-rich RNA-binding protein-like. The record is from RefSeq and is a predicted model, not a curated record. Bases 89 to 316 code for a protein of 75 amino acids. The transcript has 3 exons. Lineage: Eukaryota; Metazoa; Arthropoda; Insecta; Hymenoptera; Figitidae.
AAAAGAUCUAUGCAAAGAGGUGCAUAUAAAAAGGAGUUUGAUUUACUUUAGCAAACAGUUGUCCGCAGUAGAUUCACCAAGUGAAAUCAUGAAAUUCCUUUAUCUUCUUUUUGUCAUUUUUGCUGCUCUCGUCAGCUAUAGCCUAGCGCAGGGUUAUGGUGGUUAUGGAGGAUAUGGUGGUCGAGGCGGAUAUGGUGGUAGAGGCGGAUACGGUGGAAGACGUGGUGGUGGUUAUGGUGGAUAUGGUGGUUACGGUGGUUAUGGCGGAAGACGCGGUGGUGGAUAUGGUGGCUAUGGAGGACGUGGAUGGUAUUGAAAAUCAGGAAAUAUCGAAUGAAAACAUUUCUGCAAAUUUUUGCUGAACGGAGUAUUAGCACUAAGCACAAAAUUAUAAUAAUAACAAUUAAGUAUUAAAAAGUGUGUAAAAAUUGCUGAAUAAUAAUUUUUUAAUUUAAA